Molecule: messenger RNA, 3167 nt
Organism: Mesoplodon densirostris (Blainville's beaked whale)
Lineage: Eukaryota; Metazoa; Chordata; Mammalia; Artiodactyla; Ziphiidae
Gene: BRSK2
Product: BR serine/threonine kinase 2
Exons: 20
Coding region: 1-2166 (721 amino acids)
Biological process (GO): protein phosphorylation; microtubule cytoskeleton organization; intracellular signal transduction
Cellular component (GO): cytoplasm
Molecular function (GO): protein serine/threonine kinase activity; ATP binding; tau-protein kinase activity
Source: RefSeq, a predicted model, not a curated record
AUGACAUCGACGGGGAAGGACGGCGGCGGGGCGCAGCACGCGCAGUAUGUGGGGCCCUACCGGCUGGAGAAGACGCUGGGCAAGGGGCAGACAGGCCUCGUGAAGCUGGGGAUUCACUGUGUCACGUGCCAGAAGGUGGCUGUCAAGAUCGUCAACCGCGAGAAGCUCAGCGAGUCUGUACUGAUGAAGGUGGAGCGGGAGAUCGCCAUCCUGAAGCUGAUCGAGCACCCCCAUGUCCUCAAGCUGCAUGACGUCUAUGAAAACAAAAAAUAUUUAUACCUGGUGCUAGAACACGUGUCUGGUGGGGAGCUCUUCGACUACCUUGUCAAGAAGGGGAGGCUGACCCCCAAAGAGGCUAGAAAGUUCUUCCGGCAGAUCAUCUCUGCGCUAGACUUCUGCCACAGUCACUCCAUAUGCCACAGGGAUCUGAAACCAGAAAACCUUCUGCUGGACGAGAAGAAUAACAUCAGGAUCGCAGACUUCGGCAUGGCGUCGCUGCAGGUUGGCGACAGCCUGCUGGAGACUAGCUGCGGGUCCCCCCACUAUGCCUGCCCGGAGGUGAUCCGGGGAGAGAAGUACGAUGGCCGCAAGGCAGACGUGUGGAGCUGCGGCGUGAUUCUGUUCGCCCUGCUUGUGGGGGCGCUGCCCUUCGACGACGACAACCUGCGGCAGCUGCUGGAGAAGGUGAAGCGGGGAGUGUUCCACAUGCCGCACUUCAUCCCGCCCGACUGCCAGAGCCUGCUGCGCGGCAUGAUCGAGGUGGACGCCACGCGGCGCCUCACGCUAGAGCACAUUCAGAAACACAUUUGGUAUAUAGGAGGCAAGAACGAGCCUGAGCCGGAGCAGCCCAUCCCCCGCAAGGUGCAGAUCCGCUCGCUGCCCAGCCUGGAGGACAUCGACCCCGACGUACUGGACAGCAUGCACUCGCUGGGCUGCUUCCGGGACCGCAACAAGCUGCUGCAGGACCUGCUGUCCGAGGAGGAAAACCAGGAGAAGAUGAUUUAUUUCCUCCUCCUGGACCGGAAAGAAAGGUAUCCGAGCCACGAGGACGAGGACCUGCCGCCCAGGAACGAGAUAGACCCUCCCCGGAAGCGCGUGGACUCCCCAAUGCUGAACCGGCACGGCAAGCGGCGGCCUGAGCGCAAGUCCAUGGAGGUGCUGAGCGUGACGGACGGCGGCUCCCCGGUGCCUGCGCGGCGGGCCAUCGAGAUGGCCCAGCACGGCCAGAGGUCUAGGUCCAUCAGCGGCGCUUCCUCAGGCCUCUCCACCAGCCCACUCAGCAGCCCCCGGGUGACCCCUCACCCCUCUCCGAGGGGCAGUCCCCUCCCUACCCCCAAGGGGACGCCUGUGCACACGCCCAAGGAGAGCCCAGCCGGCACGCCCAACCCCACGCCACCGUCCAGCCCCAGCGUGGGAGGGGUGCCCUGGAGGACACGGCUCAACUCCAUCAAGAACAGCUUCCUGGGGUCACCCCGCUUCCACCGCCGGAAACUGCAAGUUCCGACGCCCGAGGAGAUGUCCAACCUGACCCCGGAGUCGUCCCCAGAGCUCGCCAAAAGGUCCUGGUUUGGGAACUUCAUCAGCCUGGAGAAGGAGGAACAGGUCUUCGCGGUCAUCAAGGAUAAGCCGCUGAGCUCCAUCAAAGCCGACAUCGUCCACGCCUUCCUGUCGAUCCCCAGCCUCAGCCACAGCGUCAUCUCCCAGACGAGCUUCCGGGCCGAGCACAAGGCGACGGGGGGCCCGGCGGUGUUCCAGAAGCCGGUCAAGUUCCAGGUGGACAUCACCUACACCGAGGGCGGGGCAGCGCAGAAGGAGAACGGCGUCUACUCCGUCACGUUCACGCUCCUGUCAGGCCCGAGCCGCCGCUUCAAGAGGGUCGUGGAGACCAUUCAGACCCAGCUGCUGAGCACACACGAGCAGCCUUCUGCCCAGCACUUGUCAGACACCACUAACUGUAUGGAAAUGAUGACGGGGAGGCUUUCCAAAUGUGACGAGAAGAACGGGCAGGCGGCCCAGGCCCCCAGCACGCCCGCCAAGCGGAGUGCCCACGGCCCACUCGGGGACUCCGCGGCCGCUGGCCCCGGCCCUGGAGGGGACGCCGAGUACCCAGCGGGCAAGGACACGGCCAGGACGGGGCCGCCCGCCGCCCGCCGAGAGCAGCCUUAGACACAUAGCCCCCUCCCCCUGCACGGCCCCGACAGUGGCCCCCAGGCCGCCUCACCGCCCGCUCGCCCGCCCGCCGCCCGCCCGGUGUGGACCCGGGGCCGCGCCCGUCUGUCCGUCUAGACUGUUGCGAAGCCGGGGAGGAAAGGAAAGGGGGCACCGGGGGCCACAGCCGCGGCUGGGCCGUCCGCGCCCGCUCUCUCUUUCUCUCGCUGUCUCUCUCUCUGCCUGUCUCUGACAACGCCACUGUUUCCGCUCUGAUACCAGGAAUUAUCCCGAAAAGUUAACAUGUCAUCUCCACGAGGCCGUCCUCCGUGCUCUGCACCGGACACCGGCUGACCGAAGGCAGCUGCCGUGGACCUGCCCUCUCUCCUCUCCUGCUGCUGCCGCCCACUGGGCAGUGAGGUCCUGCCCGCCCGCCAGCUCUGCCCAGUUUCAGCUCCGCAUGGCCACGGGGAGGAGGACCCGGCCCCGAGGGGAAGCCGCCUCGGGCCCACCCGACUGGACGCGCGGCGACCAGUGCCCCCGGCGGGUCCGGCCGGCCUCUGGGGCAGGCCCAAGGGGGCGAAGCAGCCGUCUGGCCCGGCCGCCACGGCCUCUCCUCGGCACGUCCCCUCCUUGCUGCUCCCUCCUCGUCCACGUCCAUGCACCUCAGCGCCGCCCACCUGCCUCGCCGCAUCCCACCCCCCAGCUCCCCGGGGCUGCAGGUGGAAAGCAACCCUGGGGGCCCCGCAGCACCUGCCCACCUGCCCACCCGCCCGCCCCAGGGCAGGCCGAGAUCAGUAUCAUUCACUUGCUGUUUUAACUUACUGAGUUUCUUUACUUCUCCGUUCAGGGAAGGGGCAGCAGCAGCGCCGUCCUGCCGUCUGUCUGUCUGUCUGUGUGUGUGUCUUGGGCAGGGUGGGGUCUGGGCCAAGGUGCCCCGUGGACAGAGCGGUCAGGGUGCUGGGGCCGCGGGGGCAGCCGGCCGAUGCAGCGCCGGCAAGCUACUGUAAACUUUAAAG